AUGGAUGAAUAUGCAGAGUACAUCUACCAGCGGAGGCCAGAGUACAGGCACCUGUCAGCAGGAGACAUGACGGUGCAGAAGGACCUGAGGAACAGCCUCAACUGUAAGAGCUUCAAGUGGUUCAUGACAGAGGUGGCCUGGGACCUACCCAAGCACUACCCACCUGUGGAGCCCUCUGCUGCCGCCUGGGGAGAGGUACAAUUCUCAUCUAUUAGUGUCUUUAGAGAGAGACAACAACAGCUAGAAGAAGAGAAAGUUAAGAGAUAGAGAUAAGAGUGAGAGAGAUGACAGAUGGAGAGAAAGUUAGAAGAGAAAGAGAGCAAGAAAGACAGAGACAGUGUCUGGCCUAUGACAGCUGUGUGUCACUGUCACUUCAGCCAUCAGAGGGCCAAGCUCCUGCCACAGCAUCCUCUUCGUCAUUACUCAUCACUCACUUUUUCACUAAAGAAGAGAGCUGACAAGAGUUCUGAGAGAUCCAGACAGCCCUAGUCAGUGGUUAAUACAGUGACUAGUAUUGAAUGAUGACUGCAUUUUUGUCUUUCUCUGUUUGUCUGCCCCUGUGUGUGUUCUAGCUGCGCAAUGCAGGCAGUGACAUGUGCAUGGAGAGCAAACACUUUUCGUCUGGGUCGCCCGUCCGCCUGGAGACAUGUCUGAAGGGGCGGGGUGAGGCCGGGUGGAGCCAUGGACAGGUGAGGAGCUUAGUACACACCACUGAAUACAGACAUCUGUCUGCCGUGAAAAGCGCUAGUUUUCCUGUAGUUUUGCAUACAGAUAACUUCCUUUUGUACUGUACAGACAGCGCUCUGCCUUCAUAAGCACUACACGCACACGCACACACAUACACACACUGGUGCACACACAACUUCAUAAUCUCUACUGUUCUAAUGGAGCCCCAUUUAUUCCCCUUGUUAUCCAAAAUAUGUUUUAGCAGAGCUCAUAACCAAACGUUGAUGGAUGGCCAUGUUUUCUUAUUAUUUUCUAAGUUGCCUGCUCUGACACUGCUUUGACAGUUUAAUUAUAGUAAUUUAAAGAGCUGUUGUAUUUUAAUCUCUGUCAUGGUUGCAAUUUGUAUUCAAUGCUGGGAUGACAAACAGCAUCCGUGCAAAUCAAAGAACUCUGUCUGGCUGCAGUCCAACUCAGGGCCUUUUGAAUGUGACAGCAGAGGAGCCCCUUUACAAAUAACUAUUCUAUCCCCCAUGAGUGAAAAUGCCUGGGGGAGACCGAUGUGUGAUCUCCCUUGGACGGUUCUCUUCAACCCUGGUUCUGAAGACUCACAGGGUGUGCAGGCUUUUGUUCCAGCUUAUUACUAACAAAGUCUUAAUGAUGAAUUAAAUCAGGUGUUAGUACUGAGCUAGAACAAAAGCUUGCUCUGUGGUUCUUCAGGACCAGGAGUGACACUGGCUCCAAGAGGAGAGCUGGAGGUGGAGGCCCAUCUCUGGAGGUGAUCUGAUCCAGGUUGUCUCUGCCCCCUCCAGGUGUUCACGUUUGGCUGGCGGGAGGACAUCCGGUUGGGGGGCCCCAUGCACACCAAAAAGGUCUGCUUCGAUGCAAUCUCCCACAACAGCCCCGUCACCCUGUACGACUGCCACGGCAUGAAGGGCAACCAGCUGUGGCGCUACAGGAAGGUAAGGUCUCUCUUUCUCACACACACGUCAUUUUUUCAUGUAUGAAAAAUACAAGUUUGUGAGUUGGUUGUGAUGCACUUCUUUGCUCCAGCCAAGCAGCAGUCUUUGAGAUGUAUUUUUGAUCCUUUGUAUUUCCUUUUCCUUCUGAUAAAAUGUCACAGGCUGCUUGCUAAGGCAGUUUUUUCUUAGAUAAAAAACAUGACAUUCAGCUGUUAAAGGGAUACUUCGGGAUUUUGGCAAUGAGUUUGAAGGAAGUUGCCAACUAGCGUUUGCGCAAUUGCUAACUAGAGUUGGCGCAAUGACUGGAAGUCUAUGGUAACAGCUAGCAUGCUAGUUGUUACCAUAGUCUUUCAUUCAUUGAGCUAACGCUAGUUAGCAUUGGCUCACAAAACUACCUCUAACUUCCUUCAUACAGGAAGCAGAGACAUACAAAUUGUAUCCAUUAGUUCAUCUGACUCUGGGGAAGUAGAUAAAGGGCUUCAUUGCCAAAAUCACAAAGUAUCCCUUAAAGCUGUGUACCCAGUUAGAAGAAGAAAAAAAAUCCUUGUUUUCCAUGCAGCAAAAUAAAUAUUUUGAUAUUAAAUGACCUUUUUAGAAAAUAUUUUUAUUUAAAUGUACUAUAACUAAAUAUAUCAUUAUCAUCUCUCUCCUCUUUUCUCUCCCUCAUCUCUGUAGGAUAAAAGUUUAUACCACCCCAUCAGUAACAGCUGUAUCGACAGCAACCCCACAGAGAGGAAGGUGUUCAUGAACACGUGUGACCCCAGCAUCCCCAGCCAGCAGUGGGUGUUUGAGAAGACCAACACCACCGUCCUGGAGACGUUCAACCGCAAUAGCAACUGA
This is a messenger RNA of Coregonus sp. 'balchen', 2465 nucleotides long. The record is from the annotation of a GenBank genome assembly. Lineage: Eukaryota; Metazoa; Chordata; Actinopteri; Salmoniformes; Salmonidae.